Molecule: messenger RNA, 5011 nt
Organism: Dendroctonus ponderosae (mountain pine beetle)
Lineage: Eukaryota; Metazoa; Arthropoda; Insecta; Coleoptera; Curculionidae
Product: serine/threonine-protein phosphatase 2A regulatory subunit B'' subunit beta
Exons: 15
Coding region: 504-3047 (847 amino acids)
Biological process (GO): protein dephosphorylation
Cellular component (GO): protein phosphatase type 2A complex
Molecular function (GO): protein phosphatase regulator activity; calcium ion binding
Source: RefSeq, a predicted model, not a curated record
AACUCAGCUGUGAUCAUUUGUUUUCUUUCAGGAACAGUGCGGUCGUGCAGUAGUUGACAAGAAAAUCGAAAGCUUGCUCUUGUCAAAAAAGCAACUUAGAAAAGUUGAUUUUUUCUCAGUGAAAAUCCGUCCAAGCUUCGCGGAAAAUUGCGUUUUAUUUGCUGCUGAAAAUCGACAUUCAAUUCCGGUCAGUUAUUCAUGACUUUUCCUAGUGGAAAAUGUGCUUUUAGGGCGUUAUUCAGCAGGAAAUUUGGAUUUUUCCGUGGGAGUAAAUUGCACUCGACGUUCUGGCAGGAUAAUAGAUGAAGAUGGUCCUGAAGACAUUCCCUCUAACCCCAACCAGACUGGAUCUCGUGGACAUGAACUGCAGCCAUCCACUCCCGAAUUGCGCUUAAUUCGGCUCUUCUCGCUUCUUCAGCGGCGGUUCCACCAGCAGGCGGGUUUCUUCGGCUGAUUGUCGCCGAUCUUCGGCGUCUUUAAACGUCGCGGUGUCGACGCCAAACAUGGCGGCAACGGCGAGACGCCGACCUGGAGGAAGCGGCGACUCUGCCGAAGACGACAUUGCCGCCAUUGCCAAGCAGAUUUCCGACACGGCUGAGGUCAUCUACCAGAACUGGAAGUCCAGGAAUUUGGCUCCUGCCGAUUUGAUCACCUGCCAUGCUGCUGGUGAUCCUGCCAAGUUGGGAUCAAUGUUGAAGCCUCAGCCACCGGCAAAGCCGUCGAUGGACUUGCUGGCCCAGGCGCCCAGCAUGGACAAUAAUCGGCUGGAGAAGUUGGUGAAGAAUUUCGUGCACGAAGACAAGGCGAGGUUAGCAGCUCAGGCUGCCGCCUCCAAAACACCCAAACCGAUGCCCAGCAGCAUCCAGUACGCUUUGCGAAAGUUCGAAAAAGGUUCCGUGGUCGAAAAUGGCUUCAGCACCAAUGGCCCGAAGAAACCGGGCCCGGUGGCUUCCAGUCCAGCAAAGAAAUCGCCCAAUUUUGGACAGAUGACUGUUGAACAGACUUACUCAUCACCACUGAACAAACCUACCAUUGGUCAGAAACCUCAAAUCUCGCCCAAACCAGCUCAUCUUUCGGACACAAUCGAAAUGACUCUGCCACCCGAGCUGAGUCCCGGUUUGCAAACGUGGCCGCUCAAAAAUCGAGUCAUUUCCACGGAAAAUGUGGGCAAAAAGUCUGGAAGUGGGCCGGGAUUGGGCGCCAACACACCCGCACACACCAACAACAGUGCGCCCACCAACAGCCACUCACCCCUAAGUCCACACCAGUUUAGUCCCAGUUUGCAGACUAAUAGUCCAGCUUUGAGUCCCGUUCAACCGGCCGCUGGACGGCUGUUUAAUACUUUACCGCUGAAGUCAUCGAAAACAACCAUCGAUGAGGUAGCACUUGAGGAAAAAAGGCUGAUAAACGCGCUCAAAAAUGGGGACGUUGUGAACGAGGAACCCAUCAUUACUCAAAUACCCAGCAAACAUAUAAUUCGGGAACCCGAGAAGGCUUCAGAAGGCACCACGAAAUGGGGCCUGAGAAGUACGUCCAAAAGACCCGAACAGCAGGUACCUCAUCCGGAACUGACCUCAAGCCAAAGACUGCAUUUGCGCCAAACAGCAGCCAAUCCCGUCAGGCCUUUCCUCACACGUGGCUCUGUCGCUGAGCGGGUGCUGAUUUUCGAAAGAUGUCCCAGCGAUUUGUUGCUGGAUAAAAGAGUGCGAGCGCCGGUACCUCAAACGAGUAAACCACAGCCUUUACCAAAGCAAGCCUCCUUGCAACACACGACUCUCCAAAGGCACGUGCGGGCCCAUCGGAAUGUUAACAUUCCCAGGUUCCACUAUCCUGCUGGAAAACCGGUACCGCCUGGACAGUUGGAAGUCAUCAAGUCCAAAGUGAAAGCGGCCUUUGCGGCAAUAGGAGAUAGAGCGUCUAGAGAGCACUUUGGUGCCAUAAUCCAGGAGUGCCAGUUGCCUUUGUACUGGAAAACACCGCUUUAUUUGGCAGCAUGUGCGGACAAAGGCGCGUGUACUUUCGAGCAGUUUAUGACUUUCUGGCAAGGAAUGGCAUCUUCCUGCCAUGAUGCAGCUGCCCGUUUCGUGUACAUCCUGACCAGAGGGCGCAGACAAUAUCUAGUUCCUGAAGACUUCAUUCCUAUGGUGCAAGACGUUGUAGAAACCCAUCCAGGGCUCACGUUCUUGAAAGAAGCCACCGAGUUCCACUCGAGAUACGUUCACACAGUGAUUGCCAGGAUAUACUAUUGCGUCAAUCGGUCCUGGUCGGCGAAAAUUUCGAUAGCGGAACUGAGACGAUCCAACCUGCUCACCAUCAUCCAGCUAUUGGAAGAGGAGGAGGACAUUAAUCAGAUCACUCACUAUUUCAGCUACGAGCAUUUCUACGUGAUUUAUUGCAAGUUUUGGGAGCUGGAUCGAGACCAUGAUCUGUUCAUUGAUAAGCAGGACCUGACAAGACACAAUGAUCAUGCUCUGUCCUCUCGCAUAAUCGAUCGCAUCUUCUGUGGAUGCGUCACAAGAGGAAACAAGCGCAAUCAGGAGGAGAAAAUGUCCUAUACAGAUUUUGUGUGGUUCCUGCUGAGCGAGGAAGACAAACUGCACCCAACAGCCAUCGAGUAUUGGUUCCGUUGCAUGGACUUGGAUGGCGACGGGUACCUAUCCAUGUAUGAACUGGAAUAUUUCUACGAAGAGCAAAUGCAGCGCAUGGAUAGCAUUGGAAUUGAAACUUUGCCUUUCCAGGAUUGUCUCUGCCAAAUGCUGGAUCUGGUCAAACCCAAAAUCCCCGGCAAAAUUGCGCUGAGCGAUUUGAAAAAAUGCAAAAUGACCUCCAUUUUCUUCGACACUUUCUUCAAUUUGGAGAAAUAUUUGGACCAUGAACAAAGAGAUCCGUUUGCAUCGCAACGCGAUCACGAUCUCGAUGGCAUGGAGAUGUCGGACUGGGACAGAUACGCAGCCGAAGAGUACGAACUACUCGUAGCUGAAGAAGGCGGAAAUGACCAAAAUGAUAGUAUGGAUUUCGAAUGUGGCUAUGAUAGGCUCGUCCGAUGAAGGAAAUGAAGAUUUACUGUCGGAAAACUUGGAAGGUACACUGGAAUUGUCCGAUGAUAGUGAUUGCAGUAUCUAGCAAGCAACGGCCUCAACAAAUCUCGAAUUCAAUUCGAAUAAUAAACGUUAAUUUCUAGUCUCAACCGACAAAUAAAAGUAUUUUUCGCAUUUUUUGGCGAUAUCCGUAAGAUUUCCUAGGUAGAUGAUAGGCGCUAGGUUUUUUCCAGUUUUUGCAAUUCGUAGAAACGCGACGUAUUCUAAAUGAAAGUGCUGCUUAAACUACCAGUAGCGGAUUAGAAAUGUAUUUUCCCGCACGGUCUAGUUGAAGUCCUGGAGUGAUUACUGGAUUUUGCUUGUUUGCCACUGAUUAGCGAAUCCUCUAACAGUUCAGGACUAGGGGAAACUUUCUUAAUAACAUUUGAUUAGCUUAAGGUCUAAAUAAUAAUACCCAAAGCACAAACAUAAACAGUGUGAUUUUUUCUAUUAAAGAAAAAACUAUUUUGUAUUUAAAGUAGAAGAGAACAAAGUCCUAGUGAACGCUAACCUACUUAGUCAUAGCCCAGUAACUCUAGUCUAGUCAGUUGAAUUUCGUCGUACUGUAUUUUCUAUUAGUCUUUGAAUUAGGGUCAAUUAAUAAUUGCUGAGUGAAAUACAGAACAUAAAUUGUUCUAGACAUAGAAAGGUUUUACUUCCAAGUCCAGUUUGAUUUUGGACAGUUUCAAUUCCACCCAAAAACGCAGUGGAAUAAAACAUGUUUUGAAAAAUGAGUUGAUUCUCUUUGAAACAACGAAGUUGUUUAAUUCUCAAUCUUUCAUGCACAUACUCGAUGUACGAGGAAGAAGUGCUUUGACUUAAUUCAAUGUGGGAUAAAGAAAGGAGGAGCUUUUUCAUAAUUAGUGUUGUGAUGUCAUAAAAGACUUAAAUCUAUUAUUGUAUGUUUUUUUUCUUCAGAGAAGAUUGCAGCUAAACGACUAGAAAUAGGCCUUUAAAAUUCAAAUACUAACCAAAGCCUUUAGUGCUAUUUGUCCUCAUUUUUACGUAUACAUAUAAACGUAUAAACAAAGAAGACGCACCUAAUUGUUGAGUUAACUAUAACCAAUCAUUUAAAAUACUUUUUAGAAAGUAUGUUUUCUUAGUCUUAUCUUCUAAUCUACUUCUCCUAGAAAGUGAAACUCAAGCCUUAACAGCCUUAUUGAAACCUCAAAUUCCAACUGAUAAAUCAAACAGCUGCCAUACCGAUUAGCCAAUAUUGUGUAGCUAAAUGAAUCUCGGAUACAUGGUAAUGUGCAUUACUUGUUACAUGGUGAUGUUAAUUCUUAUUAUUAUUUAUUAAUUGUAGCUUAAGUGUUGUACUUUUUUUUAUAGUCUAGGAUAUUUAUUUGUAUGAUCCUGUAUGCUAUUAGCUGAACGAACUGUGCUGAUUCGAUUGAUUGAUUAACUGGGGCUCCACUUGGAACUUGACAGGGCCGGAAAUUAUGGGUACAUGUGUUGUUAUUUUUAAGAAACACAUCACGUAUAUGGCAUCCGCUUGGGAAUUGUUAGGUCUAAUGCUUUUUAUGAAUUGAGUAAGUGAAGUUCCACAUGCUUUUGUAUAAAGUUGUUUUGCCGGGUUCUGUAGUUACAACCCAAAUUAAUAGUUUAGAUUCACGUUGUGUUCAAUUGAUGAUUGUUUUUUACUUUAAAGAAUAUUCUAUUCUACAUCUAGAAAUUUCUGGAAAAUAGGCAGUUUGAAUUAGACCAAGACUUCAUGAUUGUCCUUUUUCUACCCUUCACAAACGAAUAUUUGUACGCAAUUUCCCAGUGAUAGUAUUAAUUAUAUAACUCAGCUAAUUAUUGUUGUAACUGUAUAGUUUAUUUAACAUUAUUGACCUGUUUUUAAUUAUUGCGAUAUUAUAUUAUGAAUUGACUAGUCAUUUUAAUGUCUAUGUAACAUUGUAUAGAAUUUUAUUAUACUGGUUUUCUUUUAA